This is a messenger RNA of Cottoperca gobio, 917 nucleotides long. Its product is annotated as E3 ubiquitin-protein ligase TRIM47-like. NCBI's taxonomy places the organism in Eukaryota, Metazoa, Chordata, Actinopteri, Perciformes, Bovichtidae. The transcript has 3 exons. Gene Ontology annotation, molecular function: zinc ion binding. Bases 120 to 917 code for a protein of 265 amino acids. The record is from RefSeq and is a predicted model, not a curated record.
CUGAUAGUUACACAUGAAAGAUAUACUGUAAUCAACAAUCAAUGGAAUACACCAUCAUGUGUGCGUGCUGAUACCACACCAAAUCGGGCCACGGGUUGCAUGCAUGUUUGUGCACACACAUGCAAAGUCUAAUGUCAGAGCCUCCUAAGUGCUGCAUCUGUCUGGAGGAGUUCAGCAACCCUGCUUCCCUACCAUGUGGACACUGCUUCUGCCUGGGCUGUAUAGGUGAAUACUGGAGGAUCCAAGGGUCCUGUCAGUGCCCCCUCUGCAAGGCCUUUUUCCCCACCAGGCCACAGCUCAAAACAGAACAAACACUACUUCCUGGUCGCCGGACUGAGGAGGCAGAUAUGCCUUUAAAAGCUGGUGAGGUUCUCUGUGAUUUCUGCCCGGGGAAGCAUAGAGCAGUCAAGUCCUGCCUGGAGUGCCUGGCCUCAUACUGCGACACUCAUCUGGAGCCACACUACCGGAGUGAAGAUCUUGGGCGCCAUCUUCUGAUCAGUGUGGUGAAGAACCUGGAGGACUCUGUGUGCAGACUGCAUGGGAAGCAGUUAAACAGAUUCUGUAGGAGUGAUCAAACGUGCAUCUGUGCCAUGUGCUCCCAGACAGAACACAGGGGCCACCAUAUUAUUUCUAUCAACAACGAAGCAACAAAGAAGAAGGUUAAACUAAAACGGAGAAGGAUGAAACUUCAGCAAGUGAUUCAAGAGAGACUGAGUAGAGUUGAGAAAAUCAAGCUCUCUUUAGACCUCAGUGGAGAAAAUCCAAAAGAUGCCUGGACACAAAAUAAAGAGCUCAUCAGACAACUGGAGGAAGAAAUCUCGGAGCUGCAGAGCAGAAACACGGAGCUGGAGCAGCUCUCACAGACUGAAGACGACCUCCACUUCCUACAGGUCUGCGUCAUAGCCGGAAGUCAAUGA